This is a messenger RNA of Pisolithus orientalis, 2223 nucleotides long. RefSeq names its product Mycolic acid cyclopropane synthetase-domain-containing protein. The record is from RefSeq and is a predicted model, not a curated record. Bases 393 to 1787 code for a protein of 464 amino acids. Gene Ontology annotation, biological process: lipid biosynthetic process. NCBI's taxonomy places the organism in Eukaryota, Fungi, Basidiomycota, Agaricomycetes, Boletales, Pisolithaceae. The transcript is spliced from 11 exons.
CAUCAUUAUUAUUAUUGUCGCACACCCACAGGAGUUUCUCUUUCAUAUUAAUUUUGAGAAGGGCGACGCUAUUACGUCCGGACUCAUUUUGAAUGUUUUGCUUCCCUUGCCCUCCCAGCUGGAUGCAUCAAUCUCAUCUCAGAUCCAUUUCAUCUUUCCCGCGAAUCCCCGUUUGUUACAGGAAAGACUCACUCAGGAGUGUAUACACCGUGGUUUAACCGAGAACAGAUCUGCGUUACACUAUGGACCCUAUGAACCGGCAGGUCCUCCCCCCCUCCCCCCACGGGAGAGUAUAAAGGGGACCCAUGGAUGUCCCCAUCCCGUCCAGUCUUCACUCCGCUUCGGAUCCCCUCCCCCAAAGAUAACCUUCACCUUAAUCCUUCCGGGCCACCAUGAUGAACACAGCGCCAUCGACAGCAAUCGCCCUCUCCUCAGCUCCUAAGCUGUACCGGCUGCCAUCAUUGUCGAUGGUUGUUCCGAACCCAAGGUCUGUCGUGGUCGGCUACGCUCGUGCUUCUGUUCUUGCCAUCAUGGAGAAAGCCAUCGUCAGAGGCUACCUCACCAUCUCUGAUUCCGAGGGCGUAUUCCACUUUGGUUCGCGCACGAAGGACUGCAAUGAGGUCCACCUUAAAGUCACAAGAGAUGACUUCUGGACUCGUAUUCUUUUUUCUCAGGACCUUGGGUUCAGUGAAGCGUACAUGGUAGGCGACGUACAAGUGGACAACCUCAAAGCUGUUUUCGAUCUUUGGCUCGACAAUGAGGCUGGUAUGGGCCACCUUUCUUCAGCUGCCAACCGGGUAGCAUCGGCGAUAUCCGGCCUCUCCAACGCCUUCCUUGGGCAGACACGGUGGAAAGCCCGUCUGAAUGCCAUCGCCAGUUACGACCAAUCAAAUGAACUCUUCAAGGCUUUCUUGAGUAAGGAAAUGAUGUAUUCUUGCGCCCUGUGGACAGACGCGGAGGGUGGCGUGCGUGGGGACUUGGUAACUGGGCCAACGCCCGGGGACCUCGAAACGGCACAGCUUCGCAAAAUCCGGCAUGUCCUUACCGCGGCUAGGGUCAAGCCUGGAGACCGAAUUUUGGAGUUUGGCUCUGGUUGGGGUGGUCUCGCCAUUGAGGCUGCCAGAACAUUUGGGUGUGAGGUCGAUACUUUGACGUUGUCUAAGGAACAGAAAGCACUUGCGGAGGAGCGUAUCAAGGAGGCCGGUUUUCAGGAUCGUAUUCGAGUCCACCUUAUGGACUAUCGCGACAUCCCUCCCUCCUUCGAAAAAGCCUUCGACGCAUUCGUCAGUAUCGAAAUGUUGGAGCACGUGGGUUCCCAGCACUAUCACACGUACUUCAAGCUUGUCGACUACGCUCUGAAGUCGCGAAACGCAACCGCCGUGGUUAGUGCGUCUAGUUUCCCAGAGUCACGCUAUUCCCGCUAUCAGCCGGAGGACUUCAUGCGCAAAUACAUGUGGCCUAACUCGUGCCUGCCCAGUGCUACCGCGUUGAUCGCCGCAGCCAAUUCCGGUUCAGAAGGGCGAUUCACCCUCGAAGGUGUCGAAAAUCACGCUGCUCACUACCCUCGAACCCUCCGAGAAUGGGGACGUCGCCUUGAAGCCAAUGUCAAACAAGAACUGAUUAUUAAGGAUUAUCCGGCAUUGGCCGACGCCGCUGAAUAUGAAGUCUUCAAGCGGAAAUGGCAAUAUCUGUUCGCAUAUGCUGGGGCUGGUUUCGCCAAAGGGUACAUCACCUGUCAUAUGCUCACUUUCGCACGUCCAAAUGACUGCCCUCCCACCUGUGAUUAAAUUCAUUCGGACGCUUCGAAUUCGAAAAUUUACCACCAUCCUUCGUAUUUUAUUAUGACUCAUAAAUUCCUAUAAAUUCGGAACGCACUGUUUUAUAGAUUUCGUUUUUUUGGGGGCCACCGCGUUUUCGUUCGUUCCAGCGAGCGCGCCUGCCGUGUUUAGAUAGCAUAUUAUUAGCACUCAAGUACUCAUCCCAUCGUAGCGAUAAUAUUUAGUCCUUGGCAAGCCCUUGGGACAAUGUAACGUAGCGAUGUAUCACAUUUUAUAAGUACCCGCAUGUAUAUUUGCAAGUUGCGAUAGCAAAAAUACUUAGGAUUUUUAACUUCCCUCAUUUUAGCUGCCCGCGAGUGAUUCAGCCUCAUUAUAUGAAGCUUGCGACUGUACUUCACACCAAUCCAGUCCGGUAUGCAAGUGUUUCUACCUUUGUAAACUGUCG